UGUAGUAUAGGGAGGUAAUUUCUAGUUCAGUAUGCUUUAUUUAAAACAGUUGAAAUAGUAAAAUCGCGCGAAAUGGACGAGAAGAAGGCUAGUGAGUUGGCAACGGAUAGUGACCUUACUAACGAUUUGACAAUUGAUAUUUAUCGCCCAUCGCUAAAUAAAGAUUCAGAAUAUGAAAACGAAGGAAAGAGGAUCAAAUCGUUUGCUGUUGAUUUGCAUUCAACAGUCAGUGUCCCUGCACAAUUAUCUUUAUUGCAGAGCAACACUGACUUGAACACACCACCACCGAAUUGGUUGCUGAGCCAACCAAAAAAAAUCGUGGGACCAGCAGUGUCUAGAAAUCCUAAAUCAAAUGAUUUUGCCAGCUUUCACAUGGCUUCAUCAUUUUUAGAUUCAAUGGGCGAAGUGGAUGUAGUCAGUGAUGCAGAAAAUAUAAAGAAGCUCCUUAAAAUACCGUACAGCAAGGGAGCUGUGAGUAUGAUGGUGCAUCGUGUUGGAAAUACCCUUUUACUUGAUGAGUUCGAUAUCCACACUCAUCUGCUCAGAGCAGCUGAAAAUGAAUGGGGAUGGCUCAAGAAAUUCUAUUUAGAACACAUGUUUGCUUCCUGUCGUGCAAAACAAAAAGCCUCAGAAAAGAAACCUAGUCGACACAGCCGUGAUUAUUUGCAGCAGCAAAACCUUAUUUCAAAGUUUCUCUGUCAUAGUAUUGCACUUAACGAAUCACAGAACACUGAAACUCAAGUUAACGACAGAAAUCACCAAGUUCAAUCUAUAACUGAUCCCCUUGGAGAUCCUGCACAGGGAGAAAAUAAUGUGCAUGAUAAUACCUUACCUCAGUUUUCAAAAAAUAUCAUAUGGACGUUUGAAGAUUUGAGGAUGUUGAUCGGCACUGACAUGCCUAUUUUUGGCGGUGGUACUCAUCCUUGCCUUUCUCUUCGCUUACGAGACAUGUCAAAACCAAUCAAUGUGCUAACGGGGCUGGACUAUUGGCUGGAUAACUUAAUGUGCAAUGUCCCUGAAGUCGUCAUGUGCUACCACUUGGGUGGAUUGGUGCAAAAAUACGAGCUUAUCAAAACGGACGAUUUGCCGCGCCUGCCGGGAUCGCAGUUCAAGCCGGGCAUCAUCAAAGAUGUUGCGCAAAAUAUUUUGUCUUUCCUCAAGUCCAAAGCCACAAAAGCAGGGCACACUUAUUGGCUGUUUAAAGCGAAAGAUGACGACAUAGUAAAGCUCUAUGAUCUUACUUCUUUAUGCAACGAUUUAAAUGAAGAUAUCAAUCAGAAUCCGUUUACAACACCAGUUGCUAUGUUGCUUUUCAAAGUGGCGCGUAAUUUAAAAAUGUCCAGCGAUUGGAAACGGCAUCAAGGGACCGUGUUAGCUUUGCUCAAGAACUGCCUUUCGUUAUUGGAUGCUACGAAAUAUCCUCAGAUCGCAACAGCUGCCUUAUACUAUUUAUCUGACGUCUAUUUGCCAACGUCGUUGAAAGUUCCUGAGACUGAGGAGAAUCCAGAAGAGGCGGAAGAAGAGUGGGCAGAUGAAUGGGAGGAAUCUCCAACGGGAGAUCAGUUCUCGGCAUCCGUUGACGUGGCAGCGCUGUCCACUCCGCAACAGGUCCGAGCAGAGGAAGAAAAUGUCCGUAGAAACGUGAGACCCACCGUCGGAGACAACUGGGAACAACGCUGCACUUUUGCCCUUCAACACGCAGUCGAAGCUCUUGAAUUCCUUAGUGACCGGGGGAAAUCUGCAAAACCUUCUGAAGAAGAGCCUUCGUUGGCCUCCCCGCUGAAGCCAAUCCCGAUGCCAUAUCAGACGUUAAAGCAAUCUGCUCUAGAUGGCGUCAGCGGUUCGUUGAUUUCGAAAGAGCCACAAAAUGAGUGGAAGCAGCAAUACUGGAAGCUUCUAAUGGAAAAAUGCCGUUUGGCUCACGUAACGCUUGCAGAAGAAACGCGAAAAAAUUGCCUCUCACAACCAGAAAAAAUUCUAUCACAUCUCAGAAUGGCCGCAUUAUUAUGGGUUCAUCUAGAUCCCCCUGGUUUGCCAUUGCCAGGCUUACCUCAGCCUUGUGUACCUCGCAUUUCGACCAGUUCCGUCUCGCUUCAAAGCCAUGCCCUAGGUUUAGCUGGAGACGUGUACUUCUCUAUGGUGCAACACUGGAAUGAAGUAGCAAAUCCGCCCCAGUCGGUGGAACGGAACUCAGUCGACGAAAAACUUCUUCGGUUGCUUACAGAUUUGCAGCUUGAAAACACGUUAGAAGAUUAUUUCCAAUAUCCAACGUCCCUUCAUGAAGCGUUGCAGUUCAGCUUAGAGCAUUAUCGUCUGGCUCUUGCCUCUUUUGGUGCAUUGGAAUCGGGCAGCCCUUCCGACGUCUUCAGUUUCGCCAAACGUUUGGGAAAUGUUUGCAAUGAAAUGGGCGUGUUUUUUAUGAGCAAAGCAUCUGCUGUGAUGGAGGAAGGAGGCACAGAUUGGAAGCGCAAAUUCGUCGAAUUGUAUCAAGUCAGCCAGCAACAUCUCGAAGAAGGAAGGUCUGUCUUCCGCACAGUUAAAGAUAACGUCAAUUUAGCUCUCCUUUCCUGCAAUUUGGCCAAGUUACAUCGCCUUCAAGCACGUGCUCUGGCACCUGCAGAGAAGAAAGAAGCCAGUCUAGCUGAGUGGAGAUGUUAUUCUAAAGCGUUGCAGUGCUAUAAACAGGCGUUGGACGCUUUGGAACGUCGUGAGCUAAAUGCUGGAAUUUGGGAUGCUAUUAUUUGGGAUUACACCACCGUUCUCUUUACGCUGGCAUCCUUGUUACAAGAUUUUGCGCCACUCAGCAUUAAAUCGAGAGAAGAAGUGGAAGCAGAGAUCAUUCAACUGCUAGAGAAUUGUAUCGCUUUAAGCGAGAGUGAAACAGCUGAUUCACGUCUGCCAUUGCUCCAAUAUCGCGCGGCGACUUGCCAUUACCGUUUGGCAUCACUCCAUCACGAUACUUACCGGAAUGGCGAUGGCGAAUCUAUCAUUAAUGGGAGAAAUGUUCGAGUGAUCGCCGAGCAGCACUAUACAAAUGCAAACACAAUCUUUAAUCAACUGGAACAUUGGGAUGAAGUCAUAAGGUUGCAACUUGAGAAAGCUGGCCUUUACGAGUUCCAGUUCAAACGUCUGACGGGUGUUGUCUCCAAGAUACGUAUCCUGCAAUCUAUUCUGAAUUGUUACCUUUCGACAAAGGGAGCUCUGGCAGCACUAGUUGAAUCUAAGAGUGGUGGCGAUCCUCCUAGCCUCGAACCUAAAACAUUAGAAUGUAUGACGCUGAUGUGCUCCAGGAUACAGUCGACGCUACUGCAAUUGACCAAGUUGUCUAAAAGCGCUAAAAAACCUAAUAAUGCGGAUGCUGAGAAUUUCCGAAACAUGUAUUCCAUCUCGCUGAAGUGCAACAUCAAGCAACCUGAUUGGCACAUACAACUAGCUAGAACAGUGGCGGAAUUGAGUGAGUUCCAGCUCUGUGUUGAAAAAUUUUGAUAUGUGAAUACCACAAACGUGGGAGGUGACUGAUCGACACAGCAUAUACUCUUAUGAUACAAUAUUUCUUCAGCUAAAUGUCUGUCCUCAAUGCCCCAACCAGCCGGCGUUUCAUGGUUUUACAAUCUGAAAGGGUGUGUUUCAGCUCCGUAUUUCUAAACAUUAUCAGAGUCUCAACAUAAUUAAACGGAAUAUAAAAAUC
Daphnia carinata is the source of this 3688-nucleotide messenger RNA. RefSeq names its product erythroid differentiation-related factor 1-like. NCBI's taxonomy places the organism in Eukaryota, Metazoa, Arthropoda, Branchiopoda, Diplostraca, Daphniidae. The coding region runs from base 73 to 3486 and encodes 1137 amino acids. Gene Ontology annotation, biological process: positive regulation of DNA-templated transcription. The record is from RefSeq and is a predicted model, not a curated record. The transcript is spliced from 16 exons.